Patiria miniata (bat star) is the source of this 1670-nucleotide messenger RNA. RefSeq lists its product as uncharacterized. Lineage: Eukaryota; Metazoa; Echinodermata; Asteroidea; Valvatida; Asterinidae. The transcript has 2 exons. The record is from RefSeq and is a predicted model, not a curated record. The coding region runs from base 136 to 1278 and encodes 380 amino acids.
CAAUUGUUUCAGUGCAGCCCACGUGGAAAGUGAAGUAGCACUAGCAGUGAGUAGCACAGUAGCAGGGCUUGCUCGUCCACACAUUUUUGUUUUUCCAGAUUUGAUGCUAGAUCAUGACCAAAUAAGAAGUUGAGGAUGGAACCUAACCGCUUUGCGACAGAUGCACAAGAAGAACUUGCCGACUUCUAUUGUGUACUAACAAUGGUCUUAGAUGAUCUCGUGGAUCAGGUUGGUGGUUUAUCGAAGAUUGAAACGGUCAAGAUGGCAUUGAGAAAGAUCUCCGAGAUGUACAAAGGGGGACUUUCCAUCGCUUCUACCCACUGUCGUUCCGAUUGGAGUGACCCAGCAAACCGCUGUGCCUACGUCUUCCUGUACUUGAUGCAGCACUGUCAUCUUGUGUACUUCUCACUUGAACAGGACACAUCAAGGAUCUUGAACAGUUGGUGCAACAAGAGUAGCUUGAAGGUUUGCAGCAUCGGAGGCGGGCCUGGGUCAGACCUGGUUGGCUUGACAACCUUCCUCCAUAAGAAAGGAAUCUUCCCGCCUUCCUUGGAGUGCCGUGUCUUGGACUUGUACCCGAACUGGAAAGUCACCUGGGACAAGAUACACCCAUGCAUUCCUGGCAACUUCAGAGUAACGUACGAAAGAUGCGACGUUGUCAGAGAUGCAGACCUUACCACCCCUACUCGUCGAUUCAUCCGACAGGCUGACAUGCUAACCUUUGUGAAGGUCUUCUCCACAGUGUCUGCUUUCUUCCAAGAAGACCCACGGCGUGGGGAUUUCGUUCGAUCGAUUCUCCGUAAAAUAAAGCAGGGCUGCUUUGUGCUGUACAUUGACAACGAGCACGACAGCGACGCUCACUUUGAGCGAGAAUUUGCAUCCCCAGUUGGACUGGGUAAGGUGUUUGAAUUCCGAGGCGAACUCACCUUACCUCUCGGAGAGUACUCGAGCACCGUGGAAAAAUACCGUCGCAUUCUAGAUUACUCUCCGUUGCGUAGCUGCAAUGUCUUGAUCCAGCUUUACGAGAAGUUGGCAGUUCAACCGGCUCGUCGACCAGGUGCCAUCUCCCAGGACAGACAAACCCGAAUCCCACCACAACAUUUUGGUCCUUCGCUUGACCAGAUUCAGCGUGGUUUACAUCGCCGGAACCCAUGGGGCAGCCACUAUUGCUACAACGACUAUGGCUAUGACUACAACAACAGCUAUGGCCAGUAUGACUGCCACCGUAGCUACUAUGGCUACGGCCACUGGCCACGACGACAGCCACCGUGGCUAUGAGGACAUCACUGCGAAGACAGCUUAUAUGGGUACGACGGUGACAGCAACGAUUGGCAGGAUUAACAGCGCCACCUAUUUUAUGAUAAUGCCAGUGAUCGUGGUCUAACAAUGGUGAUGACGAUUACAACGUUAACAGCUACAAUAGUAACAACAGCUUUAACGUUUAUGACAGCUACAAUGGACACUUGAUAAUGGAGAAAAUUGUAAUUUUAUAUACAUCUCAUUUUAGGCAGAAACCCCAAUGUUACAGCUAUUUCAGCACCAAACGUUACCAGAAUUUUGGAAAUUUUGCCAUCGUCAAUUGUAUUUUCUUUGGUGAUUCUUGUUUCAGUACAUUACUGUAAGCAAAUGAGCAAACUUUUCUCAGUUUUUUUUUCAAUGAGCAAAUGUUU